This is a messenger RNA of Halteromyces radiatus, 1778 nucleotides long. Its product is annotated as kinase-like domain-containing protein. The coding region runs from base 21 to 1643 and encodes 540 amino acids. Gene Ontology annotation, biological process: peptidyl-threonine phosphorylation; peptidyl-serine phosphorylation. Gene Ontology annotation, cellular component: nucleus; cytoplasm. The transcript has 7 exons. NCBI's taxonomy places the organism in Eukaryota, Fungi, Mucoromycota, Mucoromycetes, Mucorales, Cunninghamellaceae. The record is from RefSeq and is a predicted model, not a curated record. Gene Ontology annotation, molecular function: protein tyrosine kinase activity; protein serine/threonine kinase activity; ATP binding.
GUUAAUUUUUUAAUCUUCUCAUGGACUUCGAAAUAGAUCAUUACUUGGAACAACGAAAUUCUUCAAGCGAUGAUAGCUUCUCCAUAGACGAAGAUAAUACUUCUAAUAAACACAAUAUAUAUCCUAGUUUACAACGAUUCAAAUCUCUUUUUCGACAUGAACAAAAAGUCAAACAACGAGAACCUACCAUGUCUUCAAAUUCUUGUUCACCAAAACCAAGUUUAGAUCCUCGACAAAGAAGAUAUUCACAACUACCUUUGACUCCACCAAAACCUGAAAUAUUAUCUACUCCUCAACCUCAAAUAAUAAAAAAAUUGACAAUAGAUAUAUGCAAAACGUAUAAAAAAUGUGAUCCUUCUUUUCGAUAUGAUCCAAAACAUAAUCCAAGAAGAGUUUUAACAAAACCUGGUACACCUUAUAGGAAUAAUGGAUUUGAUAAUCGCAAUUCUGAUUAUAUUCUUUAUGUCAAUGGAGGAUUAGGGGGAAAAUAUGUUGUAUUGGAAUUAUUGGGAUUUGGUACUUUUGGUCAAGUAGCAAAAUGUCGAAAUACAUUAACAGGUGAAAUUGUAGCUAUCAAGGUUAUCAAGAAUAAACCAGCCUAUUUUAGACAAAGUACUGUUGAAGUCGAAAUUCUCAAACUAUUGAAUCGAAAAUAUGAUCCAAAUGAUCAACAUCAUAUUUUAAGAUUAUUGGAACAUUUUAUGUAUAAACAUCAUCUUUGUCUUGUAUUUGAAUUACUCUCUGUCAACUUAUAUGAUCUCAUCAAACAAAACUCAUUCAAAGGAUUAUCAACAAAAUUGAUACGAUCAUUUACAGCCCAAUUAUUAGAUGCUUUGGUGAUAUUGAAAGAAGCAAAAAUUAUUCACUGUGAUUUAAAACCAGAAAAUAUAUUACUAAAAACUAUGGAAUCUCCUGUCAUUAAGGUGAUUGAUUUUGGUUCAGCUUGUCAAGAAACAAAUCAAAUGUACUCUUAUAUCCAAUCAAGAUUUUAUCGUUCUCCAGAAGUAUUACUUGGAUUGGAUUAUACCUCGGCUAUUGAUAUGUGGUCUUUUGGUUGUAUUGUAACUGAACUAUUUCUUGGUUUACCCUUAUUUCCUGGUACUUCUGAAUAUAAUCAACUAUCAAGAAUCAUCGAUACUUUUGGAUUACCACCAAAUCAUAUGAUAGAACAAGGAAAACAUGGUGGAAAAUACUUUAAUAUAUCAAGAGACACUAAUGGUCAAGUACAUUACACAUUCAAAUCAAGGAAAGUUUAUUCAGCAGAACAAAACAAACAUGAAAAACAAAGUAAGCAAUACUUCGGUACAAGUCAACUAGAUUCUCUUAUUUUGGAUUUCCCAUGGCCAAAAAAGGAAAUGAGUCAGUCUGCUAUUGAUCAUGAAUUAUCAAGUAGAGUACUUUUAUUAGAUUUUAUUAAACGUGUGAUGUGCUAUGACCCUGAUUUACGAAUGACACCUCAAGAAGCAUUACAACAUCCUUUUAUUUUACAUCAAUCAUUAUCACCAACACCAUCUGAACGUUUGAUAUCAUCAUCACCAUCACCGCCACUAUCAAUCAAAAGUGAUACUAGUCAUUCUCCCAAUGAUAUGGAAUGUAUAUGCAGUGUAUCCAAACAAUUCAACAACCACUGUCCCAACCUUUAGAAUGAUAUGUCUUCGGUGAAUCAAAUAAAAUAUAUUCUCUAUAGAGCACGGACCUUGGAACCAAUCAUUCUCCACUUACCUACCUUGGAUUUCCCUUUUUGUACACAGGAUUAUACAAUUUAUUUUUAUCUCUUG